UUUUACUCGCUCCGCGGACCGCGGCUUCGUUUCGUCAGUCGUCAGUCAGUCAGUGCGUCGCGUGACGUUGCAGCGAGAGGGUCGUGCGGUUGCGAGUGCAACUUCUCAUCGUUCGCGAGAUUCUUAUUUUUGCGCGCGCGAGCGUGAAGUCGCGUGUUUCGUAGAAAAAAUCCGAUAAGAAUGUCGCACUGACAUUUCCAGAUUCGAGAGUUGAAGAGAGAUCUUUCGCUCGCGAUCGGCGCUCGUUUAAGAAACCGCCGACGAAUCCGUCAUUCUCGCGUCGUCAAAUAUCGUAAGUUGUAGCGAGAACUUUUGGUCUCGCAGCAUCAUCAGAGAGAAAGAGAGAGAGAGACAGACAGACAGACAGACAGACAGAGACUUCACGUCGCGGAGGAAACUUCACGCGAGUGCAUGUUCGCGUUUGAAACCGACUCGUGAUGACGACGUUUGUGAUUCGACGAUAAAUCGCUCUCCACACGUGUUUUCAAUUCGCGCGUCCGAGACGAACACCAUCGGUGUUAGAUACGAGAGGAACGAGAAAGAAGAAACGGAGGAGAGAGGGGGAGAGAGAGAGAGAGAGAAAAGGAUAAAGGUAGGCGAACCGGCGAGCGCGCCUUUCGUCCGGGAACGAUUCGCACACGCGCGAAACUAUGCGAUCAAAUUGACGACACGACGAGAAGGAAGGAAGGAAGAAAAAGGGGAGAAAAAAAGAGCGGAGGCGAGUCGCGGGCAAAAGAACGGCCGCGACCGGUUGAAGCCUCGCGCGAGAAUAUGCGCGAGAGGCGAAUCUGAGCUGAGCGCGAGCGAGUCAUGGAAGACGCAACAGCAACAGCGGCAGCAGCGCAGGAUACCUGCUUCGGGGCGGGAAGCGUGGCCGGGGCCGUGAUCGGGACCUUUCUGACGACAAUCCUCUUGCUCGCCGUCGCCGCGCUUCUCUACAGGCAGUGGCGCAGACACAAGGGUAAACACCUGGUGCUGGUGACGGAUCCCGCGAUCGUCGAGGAUGCAUACGCCUUCGACAAUCCUUGCUUCAAGGACGCCACACCUACGACGGUCGGCCGUGUCACGGAGAAACCAUCGUCAACCGUACUCGGGGACACACCCGCCAAGGAUUCCACGCGAUGGACUACGCCUUGGACAUCCUUAGGCCUUGGGUCGGCUAUUCGCAGCGAAAAGCGCCGGACCCUCGACGAUUCCUGCGUCGGACCAAAGACCACCAGGGUCAGCGUGGUCGGUCUGCGUAGUCGUGAUUUCACCGGCCUGGGUUUCAACGUGUGCGGCAACAUGAGGGAGGGCAUCUUCGUCAAGGAUCUGCUGCAUCGCGGCCCCGCAUCCGAAUCCGGCCGGAUACAUCCCGGCGAUCGUAUCUCAAGCGUGAAAAUCAGCUUUCGCAACAUGGUGUACGAGGACGCGCUGACGAUUCUUAGUUACGCCUCGCCGUACGACGUGGAGCUGGAAGUGGAGAGCGGCGGUAAUGGCUCGAAACCGACGACAUUGCUGAAGAAGAGUGUGGGCCCAAGUCCAACAAGGAUCUGUCAUCCUCUCUACAGGAGUCAAUCAAUCCCAGAAUUGACGCAGGCUCAUAAAAGCGUCGCGAAACGGCUCUUCAUAGCCGAUCCGAACGAAUCUGUCAGCUCGAAUCACUCGACGAUGAACUCGACCGUCAAGUCAUCGAAAUCGACGCCGGAUAGCAGACAAAGUCUCGAGAGACGUCACGACGAGACGACGAAGAACAAUCAUCAUCACAAGUUUGGCAUCAAGGUACUGCCGGCGUUAGACGGCGCCGUGCACCGGAUCGAAAAUCAAAACGAACACAACACGAAUCUGGAGAGAAGGCACUCGCGCAAGGUAGACGCGGAGAAGCUGCUGGCUUCUUCGAACAGACAAUCCGUGACGUCGUCGAGCGAGGAACCGCUGAACGUGACCGAUGAUAGAAAGCUCUGCAACGAGAACUUUCAACAACGUGCAGAUCAGCCUGAUGGCGUCGUCUCGGCGAGAAUCACCACCAACGUGUCAGACAAUAAAGCCGGCAGAAGUACCGACGCUACAGGAGGACUCAAUAUACCAUCAGAGGUGCCAACAGAGGUACAUAAUGCGGCAAUGGCGGCUCGCAGAAAUCGGAAGAGUAGUUUGGAACCGCUGAAGAGCAGUUCGUCGCCGGACUCUGACAGCGCUAAAAGUCCGCAGAAGAACAAGCGAAAGGCGCCGGCGCCACCGAGGAACAACAUCAGCGAGAUGCCGUCUCCCGCGAAGAAGGACGCCAUCGAUACUAUCGACAGCAUCGCCGAUUAUUCAGAGUCGUUAUGCGAUUAUGUGAACAAGGCGCGCGAGAACACAGAUGCCCGGAGGCACCGUUUGGAAAACCAGUCGGUAGUGAACAGACGCAAUUCCGAAUCGGAUACCGACAACGAGAUGCAAAACAGCUUCACGACGAUCGAGCUAAAUCCAGCAGACAUCACCAUUCAUCGCACACCUGUACCGGAGGCGAACGAUGACGAGGAUGAGGAUGAUAUAUAUAGAAAGGCAGCCAGUCUGGGCGAUCUGUCCAAGUAUGAAAGCAGGACUGCGGCGACUCUCGAGAGAGCGCAGAGUCUCGAUAUGAGCGCUGAUACCGGCACGAAGAAGCGUAAGGCGCCGCUGCCGCCAGAAGACAUUAAUGAAUCCACAGAGGAUCUUACCAAGCUCGACCAAAUCGACUCUUUUGACCGACGAAAAUUGAAGAAGUCGAAUGAAUGGGGCACUCUGGAAGACGUGAUCUGGAACGAAAGUGCCGUCGAAACAGACGAGAAGACGUGCGGGAAAAUGAGUACGAGAAAGAAAAGCAACGGCACUCUUGAACGUUCCAAGUCCGCGGUGGAAAUCAAGCUAAAGGAAGAAGUCACUGAAACAACGGGGGGAAACGAUGUGUCCGAGAAGGAAGAACCCGAUAACGAUACUAUCAGUAUCGAAUUGUACAACUUGCCAUUGAGCAAGCGGCUGACUCAGGAGUUUAUUCAUGCUGAACGGAUGUUCAAUCCAGACGAGGACAAUUCUCUAGCUAGGAUCGUAAACGAUGGCCAGGUGGUGAAGAGCCCGACUCCGAAAGAGGUGGAGCUGGAUUUUCAAUUGGCCGACGAGAAAUGCUUCUCUGAAAAGAGUCAGGCUGAGGAGGAACUCUCCGGAAAUGAUACGGAGAAUUCCAUGUUGGAAAAAUCGGAAGACUUCAGUCGCACUUUGCGCUACUUUGAGCUACACGCGAAUGUCUCACCGGAGUCAACAACAAAGACAGUCAGUCUGGCGCGGCUAAACGAGCGGAAAGAAGAAAAAGUGCCCCCUAAUAACGCAUCGCUUUACGCCGGUAAACAGGUGGUUGUGGAAGAGCCUAUUUCGAAGAUGACUAUAGACAGAGAUUGUCAUGGCUGCGAGGACAAGCAUGGCCAGCACAGCGCUGAUUGCGAACGCGGGAAGCACGCCGAUAAGCCACAUCGUGUGACCGUGCGAUCGUUUUCGGAUGACAAUAAAAUAAGGGAAAAUGUGGAGAGAGAAAUAGAACGGGCAUGCACGCCAACACAUCUACGAAUUCAUGCGUCCAAAUCGGAGCCUGUCAGGCACAACAAAUCCCAGUAUCCAAAGGAGGAAAUGCACACGGAAGGAAAGAACGGUACCUUCUCCACGUUCCAAGCGCACCGAACGAAGUUUGAGCAACAGGGCGAUAAGUGCUCGCCGACUGAUUCUUCCUUUAUCGAUACGCAUUUUGCCAGACGUGUUAUUAAUGUCUCCGGUCGUGACGGCGAAGAAGAGGAAGAAGAAGAUGCGUACGAUUUCGGUUCAGGUGUAACAGCACACAGCAAAAGUCCGUCCUCACCCAAGGAAGACCGUCACAAUAUCAGCAGUGUCAGCGUAUCAAGUGGCGAGAACAGCGAGGACAGUGGUCUGGUUCGCGAGUCAAUGGACUACAAUAAUCCGCAAGAUUCGGAGAGUCGUCCGCCCUUACCCGAUACACCUAUGCCAUUGAACGCUGCUCACAAGAUGACUUACAUCACGGAAAUCAAGGUGUCACCCAACAGAGAGGGCUUUCGUGAGAUUGACAAUGAGAAUGAGGAUGGAGUAAUCACGACAGGGACUAAUGGUGAAUCGCGAAAAUCACUGACACAGCUGCACGAAAUCAAAGUGACAUCGAACGGCAAACCCACGUCCGGUAAGAAACCGCCGGUACCACCGAGACGAUCAGACAUAACGAGAAGUCCGAAGGAGGAUCGAACAGACAAGCAGGUGGUUUACGUGUCCGAAUACAAGUCCGCGCCGGGCAAGAAAGGUCAGAUCAUGGAUCCAUCACAUCCAUCAGAGAUCAAGCAAUCGGAAGGCAAGAAAUUCGAUCAUUGGAUCUUCAUGUCCGACAAGGAGCAAAAUCGUUGGAACCCGGCUUCCAGUCAACCGCAGCCCGUUACCAACAUCAUGUUAUCGUCUAGGGAUGAUGCGAAUUAGGAUAUCCACGAUCCUCGCUUCUUCCUUAAAAAUGCAAAGUGGAAGUAAGCAGUAUCACCCAUUUUAGGCAGUUUAUUCAAAAAAUAUUAGGAACGACAAAAUUUCUUUGUAUAUGAUGUUUCUUUAUGAAAACGAAUAAUGAUUAUCAAUGAUGAUAAGUUAAUUUUUUGAGUUCCCUGAAAACUAAAGAUUUUAGAUUUAAUGUCCUUUUUAAGGUAAUCGAUUCAAUCAAAAAUUUUUAAUCGAGUUUAAGAAUGUUGCACUUAAUGAUUUUUGAGAUAAAUAAUAUUUUUACUCUUUUAAUGUAUAUUUUUUCAGCAAUUAAAACCGUUUUGUUUCUUUGACCCCAAGUUUUCGAUAUGAUCAAAAUGAACAGUGAGAAACAUAUGUAAACUGAAAGGUGAGAAAAUGAUUAGCUUUAUGUCACGUAUGUUGAUGUAUUUCUUGGAGCGAUACGUGCUUCACACACACAACAUAUGAUAACAAGUAUGUACAAAAUAUAGAUCCAGAGAGAACACGAUUUUUAAUGACUUUACCGAAGACUUUUAUUCUACAGAUAAAUAUUUUUGCUGAUUUGUGUGUGUGCAAUUUAUUUCAAUUCUCUAUAAUUUCCUAGGUAAUUUAUUUCAAUACCCCCCUUUUCUUAGAGAGAGAGAGAGAGAACAGCAGCAGCAGCAUGUCUAAAAGGUACAAAUAAAUAAAAAAAUGUUGCAUAUAUUUGAUAAAAUUUCUAUACACAUGUAUAUUAAAUUGAUUACGUCUGUCACGAUUAAAAUGCGAGAAUUCGUAGUUUGAUUCUGAUGUUCUGAAAUUGUUCUAAAAUAUCCUUAUAACAAAAAAUAAAAUAAAUAAAAGCUGAGAAACUAUAUAUGUGCCAUAAAGAGUAAUUAUGAACUGAAGGGAUUAUAUACUGAAGUGCAGAUUUGAAAUGUGAAUGCAUAUAAGAGAUCGCAGAUUUUAACUGUGCGUUCAUUCAAUCAAUCAGGCCAGUACUUUUUAAGGGGACGGAUGUACUUGGGAAAUGACAAAAAUAUCAGAAUGUUUUAUUUUUAUAAAAAGAAGUACACAUAAUUUUUCCUGAACACAUUUUGAGCUAUAUAACAUAAUUUUUAGAAGUCUUAAGAAAAUUUUUGAACAUAUAAGAAAAUCAUUUUUUUUUUUUCAUGUAUACUUUUUUUCUUGAAAACUACUGAAUGUGUGUGGUCCGAUCAUUUUUUUAAAAUCCGUUCAGAAAUAAACUACGAUUUGCUCAUCUGAUUUAAAGAAGUAAUUUUACUAAAGGUCUGAACAAUCAAAGUGCAUUUUUUAUACUAUAAUUACAUUCUGAUACUCGUCUCCUUAAACAUAAACGAUGUGACAAACUUAGUAUAUUUUAUAUAAAAAGUUGUGCAUAUUUUUUUUUUUUUAAUGAAAUUUUAAUUUUCUUAAUUUUUAACUCACUCACAUACAUUAGAAUCUUGUUGAUUGCACAUACAUGUAUAAUGAGAAAAUACGUAAUUCUAAUUUACCUGAAAAUAAUUUUACUGACGUAUUUUAUGUAUAAUUAUAUUUCUUUCUCUGUUAUCUUGUUCAUAUUUUUGUCACACAUUAAACAUUAAAUAGUAGUUAUCAUCUUCCUCCUUUUUUUAGAUUGAAUAACGUGUAUUAUACAAGCAUCACACAAUUGACUUGAAACGGGGUAAUCAUAUUUAAUGUUAAAUGUGCAGCAAAGAUGUAACGCUAUAUUUUUAACUCUCGGAUACUUUGAAGGUGAGAAAGAGAAUAUUAUCUUCUUAUUAUCUGCAAUCUGAAUAUGACUUGUUUUACUUACAAAUUGUUAGAGAUACUUGAUAAGAUCAUCGUUUUAUAUAUACGUCCAUUAUGAAAUGCAAAUACUUUAAUUGAUAAGAUCUGUAAUCAAAUAAUGCGUCGCGUAAUAAUAUAUAUAGUAUGUAAGUGAAAUAAUUUGCAAAUCCGGAAUCAAUGAACUUAAUAAUUUACUAAUCGUCUCCCGAAUGCUAAAUUUUAAUUGUGCACGAAUACUGUCCGCGCGUACAAAAUACACAAAGAACAAACGUAAUUAAUAAAAUUUUACGCAUAAUCACAUUAUUUUCGCUUUUUAAAUACAUUGAUGCUUAAUAUUAUUUUCCAUUUUCCAAAAUUUUAAUUUUAAAUGUGUAAAAAUGGUUGUUUUUUUCCAAGUUUUGUAUAUUUCUUUUAUAAUUUUACACAUUGUUUCUUUUUAUUGUAUUAUUUGCUUUAUACUAGGUAUUUUCCAAAGGGUGACAGAAAAAUCCCAAACCAUUACAGUAAACUAUGAAUUUACUAUAAAACACACAAUUAAUAUCAAAUGUUAUUCUCCUCUAUGUAUUGGAUGGAAGUAUUAUAGCAUUGUUAAAGAGAACGUGGAAGGUGUUAUUGUUAACUGAUGCAAAUCAGUCGAGUAUUUCUCGAGUGUGUCGUUUAUUGUAAUAUAAUUUAUUCCAAGACUAACAUGUUGGUAACGUAUAUAUUAUUGUCUAUAAUUUUUGUUAGUGAAAAAUGUAUAAAGUUUUAACGAAUAAAAGUGUAUAUUUUUAGACAUAAAAA
Molecule: messenger RNA, 7032 nt
Organism: Cataglyphis hispanica
Lineage: Eukaryota; Metazoa; Arthropoda; Insecta; Hymenoptera; Formicidae
Exons: 4
Coding region: 811-4464 (1217 amino acids)
Molecular function (GO): protein binding
Source: RefSeq, a predicted model, not a curated record